Messenger RNA from Stereum hirsutum FP-91666 SS1, 1433 nucleotides. RefSeq lists its product as uncharacterized. The record is from RefSeq and is a predicted model, not a curated record. The transcript has a single exon. NCBI's taxonomy places the organism in Eukaryota, Fungi, Basidiomycota, Agaricomycetes, Russulales, Stereaceae. Bases 231 to 1433 code for a protein of 400 amino acids.
GUUACUCUACAUUCUCAUGUCGUCUUGCCCGCCUCUCUCGACGAGCUUGACAGAUUGGGAACUAGACCGACGGUCGACGCGGGUAGUCAGGCGCUUCGAGGUCCUUGUAAAACAUAUAAAGUGCCUCCUUCCUCUUCCCGACAAAUCAUCUCUCACCUAGCCCCGGAGCUCACUUCGGCCUCCAGAGUCUCUUACCCUCACCAACAUUGACCCAUUGGUCGACACUAUUCAUGAUGCAGACUCAGACUACCCUAACCACCCACACACCCACAUGCAAUGCUGGGUUCUCCAGUUUGCAUCGACCGUCAAUACGAUCUUCCCCUAGCUGUCCUACACUCCAGUCGCUUCGCUCGACAGACAGUCCUCGACCGGGCAACGAUAUGGCGACGUAUUUAUUUCCGCUGCCGGAAAUCUAUAUCCAGAAACUCGCCUCUAGCUUUCAGUCCAUGGCCAUAUCAUCGCACCGGAAAGCGGGCUCGCUGCGAGUGAGACCCUCUGUAAGCAGAGCCGAUACCCUUGCUGCUCGACCACAGUAUGCAGUGGACAAUACCCCUCGACCUUUGGGCACUUUGUCUCUGAAUGUUACUUGUGCCUUUCCCUCUCCUCUCUCCCUACCCGACCUCGCCCUCGCAGCAGGCCCAUCACCAUCAUGCACCCCCUCUCAACCUCAUAUUUCUACCCCAACCCCACCUUCCUGUCUCCUCACACGAAACGGCGCCUCUGAUACAUCCCAUGUCGACACAAGCGAAGCCACAUCCACAUCUAUAUCCGACCAGCACGCCCCCAAACACAUUGACACGACGACGCGGAAGCCGAAACGGAAACCCAACCUGACCCUUUCAUUGACGUCUACGUCUUCAUCUACAUCUACAAAACCCACCACAUCCACCGCGUCCACACUAUUCGGACCACUCCCCAGCUUCGGCGACAAGCCGUUCUCGCUCGAGCCUGAAAAGCCGGCUAAGCUCGAUGUCUUGAGCAUGGUGGGGCCGCUCACUCCAUUCUCACAUGCCGUACUCUACCUGGCGAGGUCUGCGACUACUGAGACGAAGAAGACGAAACCGGAGCCUGUGGAGCGUCCACGGAGCGAAGCUUCGGGCUCGAAGGAGGAGUUGCGCGAAAGAGCUACAUCGUAUCGGAAGGAGAUGGCGAAGUCUACGGCUUCGAGGAUGAGUACGUUGGCAAGAAAGGGAGGAGGCUCGACGGCGAAGUCGUCGCAAGCCUCUGGGGACGCAGCGUCGCGCUCGAAGCCCAAGAAGAGGUCGCGAGUGCCGAAGCCGAAGCAAGCGUUGCCGUCUUCGAUCUCGAACGAGAAUUUCUGGGCAGGCGGGUGGGGACGAAGUACGAAGCGGAAGGCGACAUCGAAGGGAGAUGGUGAUGUGGUGGGCAAGCGAAUGGUGGAAGAUGGGUAUUUCAGAGGGUUGUUGUUCUGA